GUUUGGUUUCUUCUCUCUCAUGGAAAGAGUCUGUUCCUGUUGUGGUGGCCGCCGUUGGAUGAAUCAGAUCUCUGGAAAUGAUCCACUUCUCCGGACAAUUCCACAACAGGCCUUACCCUGAAGUUUUUUUUAAGUGCAAUUUAACCCUAAACUCAGCUAUGAAGAGGUAUUUCAGAUGUUGAGCAUGUUGAAGAGGGUUGUUGCUCCAGAAAAGUACAAAAAUCGGGGAGAAAUCAGUGAGUUUGGGUUUUUGCAAGUUCAGAAUGGAGAUGAGAAGAGGGAGUUCCAUUUCAAAUGAAAGCAGUUUAAAAAUUCAGGGUUCUUGGGUUCCAGGGACACCUUAUAAGCCCAUUCUACCAAAACCGCAGCAGAUCCAUGCAGAGAGACAAGGGAACCAGCUAGGAUGGUUGAAAUCAGAGAGAUUUUCAUCUGGGCUUUCUCAAGAAUCUGGGGCUAAUGUGAGAGUUGUGUGUUACGAUUCAACAAAUUGUGGGAAAUCGGAGAAAAGCAUUCACAAUUGGGAGGGAGCUUUAGCUGGCGAAAUCCAUGUCUCUACCGGCAAUAUAUCAUUCGAAGAUCACUUGGAGUUCACAGGCGCCUGCACUAUGACUCCGAUGGGUGCCUCGGCAGCUAACCAGCUAGAGCCUAGCUCAACAAGUUCACUGUUCGAAGGCCAAGAUAUGCUCAAAUCAAACAUUUGGAUUAACAAUUGCAUGCCCAACAUACCUCAAUAUGGACUUUCCAUUCCUUCCGGGCACUCUUAUGAUCUAAAUUCACCCCCAAGUGAAAGUGCAGAUGCAGUUUUUGGCGGGAAAGUGUACCCCAUUGCACCAAUAACACCAGAUAAGUCCAGAAACAUGGAAAACAAACAGGUUUUUGAGGUACCAAAUAUAUGUAUAGAUGAACAAACAAACGAAAGGAAUAUGCUUGACACUGAAGUUGCUACCACAAGGUUUGAGAUCCAUGAGCUCCAUUCUAGCAAAGAACACCCACAGUUGAUUACAGAUUCAUCUUUUGCUGCUGUCUCCACAAAGUUGAAGGAGAAUCACAAUCCUGACAAGGAAAGCAACUGUAUUGACCUGAACAAGACACCGCAGCAAAAACAAAGGAGAAGAAAGCACAGGCCCAAAGUGGUUGCAGAAAAACCUAAAAGGACUAGAAGCCCUAGGACUCCAAAGCAAGUGACCCCAAAACCAGCUGGAUACAUGGAAAACACCACAGGGAAGAGGAAGUAUGUAAGAAGAAAUGUGCAGAACAAACACUCAACAACUCCCCCAGCAAAAGAAAAUGAAGGGAUUGACAUUCCAAAAACAUUUGAUUGUACUGGAAAGUCUUGCAGAAGGGCCUUAAAUUUUGACUUGGAUGACCAAGCACCAGAUGAGAACUUGUGCAGAUCUACUUUUAAUCCAAAUGCAGAUUUGCAAGCACAAAACUUCUGUAGAGGAUCAACACCAACAAAGUUAACAGUGAGAGUCAGUGGAGGGACAGAGGAAAUGGUUGAAACCACACACAUAGGCACUGCAUGUGACCUCAACCGUUCUGUGAAUAGCAGGCUGAAAGAUUACCUAUUGUUGCCUGGAAACCAAGUGGCAAGCAUCCCACUGCCAACAAAGACUUCCCCACAAGAAACAUUGAAGGUGGAUGCACAAAAUGAGAAUAGUGCAGCAGGAAUAGCUCAAGAAACUGUUCUUGACCAACAGGGAAAUGUUGUAUGUGAAAUUUUAGAGGGUGACAACCAGUCAGCCCCAAGAACUCCAAAUGCUUCCAACUGCACUACCAGCUCAGGCUUGACCGAGGGAAAACAAACAAGAGGGUUGAAGAGAGAAUAUUCAGAGACUAUUGACCCGCCACAACUUAGUUCGGGAAACCCCAUGGGGGCUCAGCACAAUUGUUUAGGGUUAUACCAACCAAGUUCUCAAACAAAUGACAUUAUAAGAUUUUCUAGUAUGCAUUUUCCUGAAAUCUGCAAGAAGAGGAGAACUGAGAAGGUACCAAAUUCAACCACAUCUAGCUCACUGUCAUCAGUAACUGAAGCUAAACGGUUUAUGAGACGAGCAAUUGCAUGCCAUCAAAAUGACUGCAGGACAAACCCUUCUGCUUCUGAGGACAAGCAUUCUAUGUCUGCUCCUCGGUUAAAUACUGGUGGAGUCCAAGCAUUUGGAUGUGCCCAGGACAAACUGCCAACUUUUCAGUUUACAGUAGCUCAGGGCCAACCAGACAGGUUGACAAAGAAGAGAAGCAGGGGCCAUACUCGGGUUCGUAACUUGGCUUCACUAAACAGAAUUGUGGAUUUUCAACAACCAUCAGGUUUCGCUGCCAAAUGGGCACCAACAAAUGGUUGUUCUGGCAUUGAAGCCCUAGUUGCAGAGACUCGUGCAAUAUUAGCAAAAAAGAAGCGGUCUAAAAAGAGAAGCUCUCCAGUCAAUUCAGUAUCUUCAGGAAAAAAUGAGCAACUGCAAGAGAUAAAUGUUGUAUAUGGUGACAAUGAAUUAUUUGCUAAGUUGAAUGGUUCAUUGGUAGUAGAGAAAAGCAUGCCUCCCUUUGAUGCAAUAGUGGAGCAAUUUAAACAUCUCAGUAUCAAUAGGGAAAGCAACAAAUUUGCUUAUAAAGAGCAGAAAGCACUUGUCCCUUAUUACAUGGGAAAUCAAGAGUCAAAUGCACUUGUUAUUUAUAGGAGAGACGGCACUGUUGUUCCCUUUGAGGGCACAUUUGAUCCUGUCAAGAAACGGCGGCCACGGCCUAAAGUGGACCUUGAUGAAGAGACAAAUAGAGUAUGGAAACUUCUUAUGGCAAAUAUAAAAAGUGAAGGUAUUGAUGGAACAGAUGAGCAGAAGGCAAAAUGGUGGGAAGAAGAACGCAGAGUUUUUCGUGGAAGAGCAGACUCAUUUAUUGCACGCAUGCAUCUUGUUCAGGGAGAUAGACGGUUCUCUCAGUGGAAGGGAUCUGUUGUGGACUCGGUGAUUGGAGUUUUUCUCACACAGAAUGUCUCAGACCAUCUUUCGAGUUCAGCUUUCAUGUCUCUUGCUGCACACUUUCCCCUCAAGUCGAAAAGCAACCAUGGAUCAUGCUAUGAUGGAACAGGCAUAGUUGUUGAAGAUCCAGACAUAUGCAUGGUAGGUCUAGAGGACACCAUUGACUGGAAUCAAAAGAUGUCAAAUCAACCAGCCUCUGAUCACAGUUCUGUUACGCUCUACAAUUCUGAGCCUAACGAAGAAAAAGAAGUUGUCAACAGCAGCGAGUCCUUUGGAAGCAGUUGUAGUGGUGUUGGCUCAGCAGAUGAUGUGAAGGACAAAUCAUUAGAUUCUUAUGAUGGUACUCAUGAGACCAACCAUGAAUCAAUAAUGCACUCAUCAAGCAUCCAGAUCACAGAAACGAGAAUAUCAUGUCUCCAAGAGAGAGAUACGAGGACAAUAGAUGAUGUGAUUCUGUCUCAAAAUUCUGUUGUUUCAUCUCAAAACUCUUUGGAUUCUUCACUUGCUUUAACUGCUGAAAGAAUAGGAGCAUGCUCUGAUGGCAACUCAGAAGUUGAGGAAUUGGCAACGGGGUAUAAACUAAGCAAAUUUGAUGGCUCAAAUUCUUUUUUGGAGCUCCUACAGAUGGCAGAAGCCACUGCAUCUCAAGAAGUUUACAGUCAGCCAGAUAGCAACAUGGCAUCAGGUAAAGACUCAGGAGGCGCAAAUAACCAAUCAGAAUGUUUGGAAUAUGACAAACAAAGACAAAACGUGGACAUAUUAGAUGGUUGUGAAAACUUCAUUGGAGUAUCCCCCAUCAUUUCUGGCUCACAAAUAUUAGAAGUUGGGUGUUUUGAAAACAGUUCUUUUGAUAUUUCAAAGAAAUAUGAAAAGUAUGUGAGUGAACUAAGUGGAUUAACAGCAGAGUCUGUAAGCCAAGCUACAGCUCAGAAGGAUUCGACUGUAAGUGUUCAAGAAGCAAAAACAUAUUCCCUCAAGAAUACCGACUCAUACAACAAAGUUCAAGUAGAUAGGAUUGAAAUCAAUGAAUCUCAAACCAAGCUGGCUGGAGAUGCUCAAAAUAAUAUUGAAUCGUCAGAGCACAACAACAAAUUGCAGCAAAAUCUAAUUUCACCAAAAUUUUCAAUAGAAGCAUUAGAUGGUACUGAAAGCACCAGUGCGUUACAUAACCAAAAGAAUACUGAAAAUAUGGCGGUUGAAUCAAAUUCCAAAGAGCAUAACUCUUCUGCUGGCAAAGCAUUUAAUCUAAUGAAUUUCAGUCCUACGAAGGCAAAGAAGGGAAGAUCUGGAAAGCAGCCUGCAAUUGCAUUUGACUGGGAUAGUUUAAGAAAAGAAGCACAAGCAAAUGGCAUAAAAAGAGAGAGGACAAAGAACACAAUGGACUCAUUGGACUGGGAAGCAGUAAGAACUGCUGAUGUUAAAGACAUAGCUAACACCAUCAAAGAACGGGGAAUGAAUAACAUGCUUGCAGAGAGAAUCAAGGAUUUCCUUAACCGAUUGGUUAGAGAACAUGGAAGCCUUGAUCUGGAGUGGUUACGGGAUGUUCCGCCUGACAAAGCAAAGGAGUAUCUGCUAAGCAUAAGAGGAUUGGGCUUGAAGAGUGUAGAAUGUGUGCGGCUUUUGACGCUUCACCAUCUUGCUUUUCCGGUUGACACAAAUGUUGGACGUAUAGCUGUGAGACUGGGAUGGGUGCCCCUUCAGCCACUGCCUGAGUCACUUCAGUUGCACCUUCUAGAACUGUACCCAGUGUUGGAAUCCAUUCAAAAAUAUCUCUGGCCCCGACUGUGCAAGCUUGACCAAAGAACCCUGUAUGAGCUGCACUACCAGAUGAUUACAUUUGGGAAGGUUUUCUGCACAAAGAGCAAACCAAACUGCAAUGCAUGUCCAAUGAGAGGAGAGUGCCGACAUUUUGCAAGUGCAUUUGCAAGUGCGAGGCUUGCCCUGCCAGGGCCAGAGGAGAAAAGUAUAGUUAGUGCAACUAAAAAAAGAUCAGAAGAUAAAGGUCCUGGAGGAAUCAUCAACGCAUUGCUGCUGUCUCCACCUCAAGCAAACCAGCAAACAGAAACAAAGUCAGAAAUCAGUAAUUGUGAACCUAUUAUUGAAGUACCAGCAACUCCAGAACCAGUAUGCACCCAAAAGUCGGAAAGCGACAUGGAGGAUACCUUCUAUGAGGAUCAUGAUGAAAUUCCUACGAUCAAGCUCAACAUUGAGGAGUUCACUCAGAAUUUGCAAAAUUAUAUGCAAAACAAUAUGGAACUCCAAGAGGGAGAAGUGUCAAAGGCCUUGGUUGCUUUAACUCCAGAAGUCGCUUCAAUCCCCAUGCCCAAGCUAAAGAAUGUGAGUCGGCUGCGUACUGAGCACCAAGUCUAUGAACUUCCAGAUUCACACCCUCUUCUGAAAGGGUUGGAUGAACGAGAACCAGAUGACCCAUGCUCAUACCUUCUUGCCAUAUGGACACCUGGCGAAACUGCAAAUUCUAUUCAACCACCAGAAAGAAGUUGUGACUCCCAUGAAUUUGGCAAACUGUGUAAUGAAGAAACUUGUUUCUCAUGCAACAGUAUACGAGAGUCAAAUUCCCAAACUGUCCGAGGGACACUUCUGAUACCAUGUCGAACAGCAAUGAGAGGGAGUUUUCCACUCAAUGGUACAUAUUUUCAAGUUAAUGAGGUGUUUGCUGACCAUGAUUCAAGUCUUAACCCAAUUGGCGUUCCUAGGUCUUGGUUAUGGAAUCUUCCGAGACGAACUGUGUACUUCGGAACAUCCAUACCAACUAUAUUUAAAGGUUUAUCAACAGAAGGUAUUCAACACUGCUUCUGGAGAGGUUAUGUGUGUGUGAGGGGAUUUGACCAGAGGACAAGAGCACCCCGACCUCUAAUGGCUAGACUGCACUUUCCAGCCAGCAAGCUGAACAGAAGAAAAGGGCAGAUAAAUGAGGAUUAGGUGGUGAUGCACUCACAGUACAGCAAAUCAAGAAAGUCCAAGGAACAAGGUCAAAAGGCAGCAGCAGAUCACAACACUUUUCAAGUUAUAACAUUCCAUGAGCCUGAUUCAGUUCAUGCCGUAAAAGCUAAAAGGGAUACAGCUGCAAGAUAUUAUGUGGGCUUGUAGCUUCAAACUCUUAGCAAGAUGAUAAUAAUCUACUAAUGUCUGCUCAAAAUUGAGCCAUUCUUAUGAAA
Messenger RNA from Malania oleifera, 6148 nucleotides. RefSeq names its product transcriptional activator DEMETER-like. The record is from RefSeq and is a predicted model, not a curated record. NCBI's taxonomy places the organism in Eukaryota, Viridiplantae, Streptophyta, Magnoliopsida, Santalales, Ximeniaceae. Gene Ontology annotation, biological process: base-excision repair. Gene Ontology annotation, molecular function: DNA demethylase activity; 4 iron, 4 sulfur cluster binding; DNA N-glycosylase activity. The coding region runs from base 264 to 5912 and encodes 1882 amino acids. The transcript is spliced from 20 exons.